AUGACUCUGGAAGGAGAGUCUGAUAACUAUCAGUGGACAAACAUGCACAAGAUAUUAAUUCCUCUUCAUGACAUGAUGAAAAGUAUUUCCAUCCUCUCUUCGGUCCCACCAGAAAUAUUCCAAAUGACCAUCAAUGAGGUUUGUCCACAACUGCUUCCAAGCCAAAAAUUAUCAUCGGCACCUAACGGUUCUCCCGCUAGGUCUCUGAUUCAAGAGAGAGGUCGAACUUGUCCCGAGUGUCGAAGCUAUUUCAGCGCGCGGGAAUCCCGGGGAUAUACAAACACUGUUGUCUCCCUUCGCUGGCGGAAAAUAGAUUGUGCCCUUUACGAAUGCCUUCGUGCCGUUACACCUGAUUUUAUUCGGUUGGGCAUUCUAGCAACAUGGAACCGUUUAAACUCGUGA
Molecule: messenger RNA, 402 nt
Organism: Paracoccidioides lutzii Pb01
Exons: 2
Coding region: 1-402 (133 amino acids)
Source: RefSeq, a predicted model, not a curated record